AUGCUCAAGGUGUCCGCCGUGCUGUGCGUGUGUGCAGCCGCUUGGUGCAGUCAGGCUGCGGCCGGGGGGCGUCCGGACGGCGGGAAUUUUCUGGAUGAUAAACAAUGGCUCACCACCAUCUCGCAGUAUGACAAGGAAGUCGGACAGUGGAACAAAUUCCGAGACGUGAGUGCUGAAGUAGAGGAUGAUUAUUUCCGCACCUGGAGUCCAGGGAAACCCUUUGAUCAGGCUUUAGAUCCAGCUAAAGAUCCAUGCUUAAAGAUGAAAUGCAGUCGCCAUAAAGUAUGCAUUGCCCAGGAUCCUCAGACGGCACUCUGUGUUAGUCACCGGAGGCUUACACACAGUAUGAAAGAAGCGGGAAUAGGCCAUAAGCAAUGGAGAGGCCCUGUAUCAUCCUCAUGCAAGCAGUGCCCAGUGGUUUAUACCAACCCUGUUUGCGGCUCAGAUGGUCACACCUACUCUUCACAGUGCAAACUAGAAUAUCAGGCGUGUGUCUUAGGGAAACAGAUCUCAGUCAGAUGCGAAGGACAUUGCCCAUGUCCAUCGGGGAAGUCCAUGAGUACCAGCAGAAAUGUUAAGAGAGCAUGCAGUGACCUGGAAUUCAGGGAGGUGGCGAACAGAUUACGGGACUGGUUCAAGGCCCUGCACGAGAGUGGAAGCCAGAUCAAGAAGACCAAAGCCUUACUGCGGCCUGAGAGAAGCAGAUUUGAUACCAGUAUUUUGCCAAUUUGCAAGGAUUCACUUGGCUGGAUGUUUAACAGACUUGACACAAACUAUGACCUGCUGUUGGACCAGUCAGAGCUUGGAAGCAUUUACCUUGACAAGAACGAGCAAUGUACCAAGGCAUUCUUCAAUUCUUGUGACACAUACAAGGACAGUUUGAUAUCUAACAAUGAAUGGUGCUACUGCUUCCAGAGACAGCAAGAUCCACCCUGCCAGACGGAGCUGAGCAGUAUUCAGAAGUGGCAAGGGGUAAAGAAGCUCCUAGGACAGUACAUCCCACUGUGUGAUGAAGAUGGUUACUACAAGCCAACACAGUGCCACGGCAGUGUCGGGCAGUGCUGGUGUGUGGACAGAUAUGGAAAUGAAGUCAUGGGAUCCAGAACAAAUGGUGUUGCAAACUGUGCUAUGGAUUUUGAGAUCUCCGGAGAUUUUGCGAGUGGCGAUUUCCAUGAGUGGACUGACGAUGAGGAUGAUGAAGAUGAUAUCAUGAAUGACAAGGAUGAAAUUGAAGAUGAUGAUGAAGAUGAAGGGGAUGAUGACGAUGAUGGUGAUGACCAUGAUGGAUACAUUUGA
Lepus europaeus (European hare) is the source of this 1296-nucleotide messenger RNA. It is a transcript of the gene SPOCK3, whose product is annotated as SPARC (osteonectin), cwcv and kazal like domains proteoglycan 3. Gene Ontology annotation, molecular function: protein binding; calcium ion binding. The transcript has 11 exons. The record is from RefSeq and is a predicted model, not a curated record. Bases 1 to 1296 code for a protein of 431 amino acids. Lineage: Eukaryota; Metazoa; Chordata; Mammalia; Lagomorpha; Leporidae.